CCACUGCUGGGUAUAUAGGCAGAGCUGCGGGAGCACUGGGCAGCAGAACCACAGGCAGAGAGGACAAGGACACUUGGAGAGAGAGAGGUCACCUCCGCAGCUUCUCCUGACAAGAAUGAAAAUUGCAAACCUUGAACUCACUAUGAAACUCUUGAAAGGAAUACACUGCUGUUGCCUACAUUUGACACCACCAUGUGGAUGAUAAAGUUCUUGGCUCUUGGCCUCCUCUUUGCUGUGGAUGCAGCAGUCGAUAAGAAGGCGGUGGAGAAAGCAGCCAAGGAGGCUCCAGUAGAGAGGAAGAUCAGUGAUCAAGCCAACACGCUGGCUGACAAGAGCACAGGCCUUGCCUUCAAUCUCUACCACACCAUGGCCAAGGAUAAGAAGGUCGACAACAUCCUACUUUCACCUGUGGUGGUGGCCUCAUCUCUUGGUCUGGUUAACCUGGCCGGUAAAUCCAGCACUGCCGCCCAGGCCAAGGCUGUUCUGAGUGUUGACAAGCUGAGCGACGACCACGUCCACGCUGGGCUCUCUGAGCUUCUCAACGAAGUCAGCAACUCUACAGCUCGCAACGUCACCUGGAAAAUUGGAAACAGGCUCUACGGUCCAAGCUCCAUCAGUUUCUCUGAUGACUUUGUGAAGAACAGCAAGAAACAUUACAACUAUGAACACUCCAAGAUUAACUUCCGAGAUAAGAGAAGUGCCCUGAAGUCGAUCAAUGAGUGGGCAGCGAAGACAACUGAUGGCAAGCUUCCUGAGGUGACCAGUGAUGUGGAGAAGACCGAUGGUGCCCUUAUUGUCAACGCUAUGUUCUUCAAACCCCACUGGGAUGAGAAAUUCCACCACAAGAUGGUUGACAACCGUGGCUUCAUGGUGACCCGUUCCUUCACUGUCUCUGUUCCCAUGAUGCAUCGCACAGGAUUGUACAACUAUUAUGAGGAUGAGACCAACACUCUUCAAAUCCUGGAGAUGCCCCUGGCCCACAAGUUGUCCAACAUGAUUUUCAUUAUGCCCUACCAUGUGGAACCCCUGGAGAGAGUGGAGAAACUCCUGACCAGAGAGCAGGUGAAGACAUGGAUUGGAAAGCUGCAGAAGAGAGCAGUGGCUGUGUCUCUGCCCAAGGUCAUCAUGGAAGUCAGCCAUGAUCUUCAGAAACACUUAGGAGAACUUGGUCUUACCGAAGCCAUUGACAAAUCCAAGGCUGACCUUUCCAAGAUCUCUGGAAAGAAAGACCUCUACCUGGCCAACCUCUUCCAUGCUGCUGCCCUAGAAUGGGACACCGAAGGCAACCCUUUUGACUCCGACAUCUAUGCCAAAGAAGAGCUGAGGAGCCCCAAGCUCUUCUAUGCAGAUCACCCCUAUGUCUUCCUUAUCAAGGACAACAAGACAGACUCUAUCCUAUUCAUUGGUAGAUUGGUCAGACCAAAGGGUGAUAAGAUGCGUGAUGAAUUAUAGUACCAAAAAGUGAUGGGGCUUCAUGGGGGGAGGGUUGGGUAGUUUUAAAAAAUUAUUGAAAGGAUAACAAAACAUCUUGAUGCAACUUGGUAUUGAACAUCUUAAAAUGUUUACAUCGAGUUAACAUUCCACCAAAGCAAAGAUAGUUCCAUGGGAGGCCUAGAUGCAGGAUCUUUGGCUUAAUCUAGGUUCAUGUAAACCUCACGAGGUUAACCAAAACUUGGUUGACUACAAGGGUUACUGUACAUGAGGAGUUGAGGGUCUCGAGAUGGUGCUAAGUUUAUAUGGAUCUCUGAGUACCACCACUGGAAUUACAACAGGGCCUCCAAGAUUUGCUUUGGGUGUCCUAUCAGAUGCAGGAAGCUGACUCUUCUUUCCCCUAUUUCAGGGGAUUUAGAUCUGUUGAAGCUGUCCGAAAUGCAUGUGUCAUGUACAAGGGCAGCUCUCAACCACCAACUAUGCAAUGACUCUGAGCACCGAGUGGGGUGCAGGUGGAUUUUUUAAGGUUGUGUGUGUUUGUAGAAUGGGGUGGGGGGUUGGAAUAAAAUGUCUUAUUUAACAAAAAAAUGUGAAAACAAAUAUAAAAAUGGGGAUUUUGAAUUACUUUCACCAUGUGGAUUCACAAAAUCUUUACUUUGUAAAAGUUACAAACGGUUUGGACUGAUGCGCGUGUGAUUAAUUUUGCAAUAAACUGAAAAACAUAAAAAUU
Bufo gargarizans (Asiatic toad) is the source of this 2161-nucleotide messenger RNA. RefSeq names its product serpin family H member 1 (gene SERPINH1). Gene Ontology annotation, biological process: collagen fibril organization; negative regulation of endopeptidase activity. Gene Ontology annotation, cellular component: endoplasmic reticulum. The record is from RefSeq and is a predicted model, not a curated record. NCBI's taxonomy places the organism in Eukaryota, Metazoa, Chordata, Amphibia, Anura, Bufonidae. Bases 193 to 1452 code for a protein of 419 amino acids. The transcript is spliced from 6 exons. Gene Ontology annotation, molecular function: collagen binding; serine-type endopeptidase inhibitor activity.